Sorex fumeus (smoky shrew) is the source of this 447-nucleotide messenger RNA. RefSeq names its product LY6/PLAUR domain containing 2 (gene LYPD2). The coding region runs from base 1 to 447 and encodes 148 amino acids. The record is from RefSeq and is a predicted model, not a curated record. The transcript has 3 exons. Gene Ontology annotation, molecular function: acetylcholine receptor inhibitor activity. Lineage: Eukaryota; Metazoa; Chordata; Mammalia; Eulipotyphla; Soricidae.
AUGCCGCCCCUCACCAGUCACUGUGCCCUGCAGGCAGAGAGCAGUCGCCGUGCAGGACUGACCAUGCCGGGCACAGGGCUGACCCUGGGACUGGCACUGGUGCUGACCAUCUGCAGCGAGCCUGCCGCGGCCCUGCAAUGCUACACAUGUCACGAGCCCAUGGACGUGUCCAGGUGCACCACCAUCACCACGUGCAGACGCAACGAGACCAUGUGCAAGACCACCCUGUACUCGCAGGAGAUCGUGUACCCCUUCCUGGGCGACUCCACGGUCACCAAGUCGUGUGCCAGCAAGUGCCAACCGUCAGACGUGGAUGGCAUCGGGCAGACGCGGCCGGUGUCCUGCUGCAAUGCAGAUCUGUGCAACGUGGACGCGGCGUCCCCUCCGCAUGCCCCUCGCCUGGGCCUCACCCUCCUGCUGGGGCCCCUGCUCAGCCUGGGCCUCUAG